CUAUUCUUCGUUGGCAUUUAACAGCCUCUGUUGGACAAUGUCAAAAUGAUGGAUAAAUAGAGGUAGAGGGAAGGAAUUUGGGGGGGCAAACGAGAAAUACACGGACGGAGUACCCAAUUUCUCACUCCUCCAGAACAAGGAAGUACCCCAAUUCUCAAAUUCCAUUUCUCCCUCUAAAACCCACACCAUCCCCAUCUGGGUUCUUGUAUUCGGUCCUGUAAUGGCAGAUUUUCUACCUCUUGUAAGACGUUCGUAUCUCACAGUCUACAACUGGACCGUCUUCAUCGGAUGGUUUCAAGUGCUAUAUCUUGCUUUGAAAACUCUGAAGGACUCAGGCCACGGAUAUGUCUACCAUGCUACCGAAAAGCCUCUUCUUCUUGCUCAAUCUACAGCCGUAUUGGAGGUCUGAACUCUAUACUCCACGGUCUUUUAGGUUUAGUAAGGUCUCCAAUCACAGCAACAGUGCCACAAAUAAGUUCAAGGUUGUUUGUAACUUGGGGUGUCUUAUGGAGCUUCCCCGAGACUCGGACUCACUUACUUGUUAGCCUUUUGGUUAUAAGCUGGUCCAUCACAGAGAUCAUCCGGUAUUCUUUCUUUGGCACAAAGGAGGCUUUUGGCUUUGCGCCUUCCUGGAUCAUGUGGCUUAGGUAUAGCACUUUUUUGUUCUUGUAUCCAAUCGGCAUUUCUAGUGAAGUUGGUUUAAUUUAUUUUGCCCUGCCUUACAUUAAGGAAUCAGGAAAAUAUUCGAUGCGGAUGCCUAACAAAUUGAAUUUCUCUUUGGAUUCCUUCUAUAUUGCAAUUCUUGUCCUCGGAAUCUACUUCCCAGGCAGCUCUCACAUGUACACAUAUAUGAUCGGACAAAGAACUAGAGCUCUCUCAAAAUUAAAGAAGGUGUAGAAUGGAGGCAUACAUUCUCUAAGCCGCGGUUUCGGGUUUUCAUUCGUGUAGCAGACUAGCAAUGUAAAUAAAGAUUUAAACAAACAAUUUCAACCAAAUCUUUCGAUUUCUUAUCGUACUAUGUUGAAUCCUAUGUAUUCCUCUACCCGUGAAGCACGCUGAGUGUAUUGAAAUGCUAUAAUGAAAUUUCACUUAUUCGCAUUA
This is a messenger RNA of Rhododendron vialii, 1101 nucleotides long. RefSeq names its product very-long-chain (3R)-3-hydroxyacyl-CoA dehydratase PASTICCINO 2-like. The transcript has 9 exons. Gene Ontology annotation, molecular function: 3-hydroxyacyl-CoA dehydratase activity. Lineage: Eukaryota; Viridiplantae; Streptophyta; Magnoliopsida; Ericales; Ericaceae. Gene Ontology annotation, biological process: sphingolipid biosynthetic process; fatty acid elongation; very long-chain fatty acid biosynthetic process. The coding region runs from base 289 to 897 and encodes 202 amino acids. The record is from RefSeq and is a predicted model, not a curated record. Gene Ontology annotation, cellular component: endoplasmic reticulum membrane.